CAACCACAACCAUCGGGCAGGCACCACCCAUCGCAACUGCCUUCACCAUGCCCGACCUUUACCCCUCCCUCGCCAGCUGCGCCGUCGUCGCCACCGCCCUCAAACUGCUGCUCCUGCCCGCCUACAAAUCCACCGACUUUGAGGUCCACCGCAAUUGGCUCGCCCUCACCCACUCGCUACCCGUCGACCGCUGGUACUACGAGAACACCUCGGAAUGGACCCUCGACUAUCCGCCCUUCUUCGCCUACUUCGAAUGGGCCAUGUCCCGGCUCGCCCACCUCGCUGACCCGGCCAUGCUCAACGUCAAAGCCCUCGGCUACGACAGCUGGCAGACGGUCUAUUUCCAGCGCGCCACCGUCAUCCUGUCCGAGCUGCUUCUGCUCUACGCCCUGCACCUCUACGUCCAGACGGCCUCCAGCCGCAAGCUUGCCCAUGCCGCUGCCAUUUCUGUCUUGCUCUCCCCUGGUCUGCUCAUCAUCGACCACAUCCACUUCCAGUACAAUGGCUGCAUGUACGGCUUGCUCAUCCUCUCCCUCGUCCUUGCCCGCAAGCAGUCGACGCUGCUGUACAGCGGCUUUCUCUUCGCCGCCCUGCUGUGCAUGAAGCACAUUUACCUCUACCUAGCCCCCGCCUACUUUGUGUACCUCUUGCGCGUGUACUGCCUGAGCCCCCAGUCCAUCUUCCGCAUUCAAUUCUUCAAUUGCAUCAAGCUGGGUCUUGGCAUCAUUGCCAUUUUCGGAACCGCAUUUGGGCCCUUUGCGUACUGGGGCCAGAUCCCGCAACUCUUGAUCCGCCUGUUCCCCUUCUCGCGCGGUCUGACGCACGCGUACUGGGCGCCCAACGUGUGGGCCAUGUACUCUUUUAGCGACCGCGUCUUGCUCUACCUGGCGCCCUAUCUCAAGCUACCCGUCGACCAAGCCGCAGCCACUAGCCUGACCAGGGGCUUCGUCGGCGACGCUUCGUUCGCCGUCUUGCCCAACAUCCCCAAGGAAGCUACGUUCGCUCUGACGCUCCUCUUCCAGCUGGUCCCCCUCGUCAAGCUAUUUUUACAGCCUAGCUGGUACUCGUUCAUCGGCGGCGUGACGCUGUGCGGCUACGCCUCGUUCCUGUUCGGCUGGCACGUGCACGAGAAGGCCAUCUUGACCGUCAUCAUCCCAUUCAGUCUGAUUGCGCUCAAGGACCGUCGUUACCUGGGUGCUUUCCGGCCGCUGGCCGUUGCCGGCCACGUCAGCUUGUUCCCGCUGCUAUUCACCGCCAUGGAGUUUCCGGUCAAGACGGUCUAUACCAUCUUCUGGCUUGUGUCGCUGCUGCUGGCCUUUGACCGGCUGACGCCCGCCUCCCCCCACCCCCGCGUCUUUCUGCUCGACCGCUUCUCCCUCUUCUAUAUCGCCAUUGCUAUUCCGCUCAUCGCGUACUGCUCGCUCGGGCACUCGCUUAUCUUUGGCACGCGCUUGGAGUUCUUGCCGCUCAUGUUCACGAGCGCUUACUCAGCGCUUGGCGUCGUAGGCAGCUGGGUCGGCUUCUUGAUAGUAUAUCUCGCGGCCUAGACGGGUGCUGUUCUUCUUCAAGGUGAGUGUGUAGGGGUAGAUGUGGCUGAGGAUGAGUGGAAUGCUGUAUGAUGAUAAAAAAAAGUCUUGCUUCUCUAUUCGCUACAAAUACCAAACGACGUGCCU
Messenger RNA from Aplosporella prunicola CBS 121167, 1673 nucleotides. RefSeq names its product glycosyltransferase family 57 protein. Gene Ontology annotation, cellular component: endoplasmic reticulum membrane. The coding region runs from base 48 to 1547 and encodes 499 amino acids. The transcript is spliced from 6 exons. Lineage: Eukaryota; Fungi; Ascomycota; Dothideomycetes; Botryosphaeriales; Aplosporellaceae. Gene Ontology annotation, molecular function: dolichyl pyrophosphate Glc1Man9GlcNAc2 alpha-1,3-glucosyltransferase activity. The record is from RefSeq and is a predicted model, not a curated record. Gene Ontology annotation, biological process: protein N-linked glycosylation.